Linum trigynum is the source of this 1680-nucleotide messenger RNA. The record is from the annotation of a GenBank genome assembly. Lineage: Eukaryota; Viridiplantae; Streptophyta; Magnoliopsida; Malpighiales; Linaceae.
AAUUCGAAUCCCUAAACCCCCAAAUUCGAAUCCCACGGACAGAAAAUAUGGUAAUCUAGAAUCAAAACCCUAAACACCCUAAAUCGAAUUGCAUGAACCAUAAAGUUUCAAAUCCAUAAACAAAACCCAGAUUUCCACCAAAAAAAUCCAUGAACCCUAACUUACUAUCCACAAACAAAAUGAACAAUAAAGAGAGGACAAGUCUUCUACCUCAACGUCUUCUUCUACCUCUCACUAUCGGCGGCGACGGCGGCGGCCUUCUUCGUCGGCGAAAGCGGCGUCUUCUUCUUUCUUCUUCGUCGGCGGCGUGUUCUUCCUCGCCGCUGGGUCAGUUCAACGUCGUCGUCGGCGGGAGAUCCAACAAGCCGUCGUCGCCGUCGCAGCCCUAGUCGCCGUCGCAGACGCAGACCUCGUCGCCGUCGCACUGGUCGCCGUGAAUGGCCUCGUCGCUGUUGGUGGGUGGUGGUUUUCGGGAGAAAAGAAAAAGAGAGAGAGAGGGUUCGAAAGUUGGAGAGAGAGGGGAGAAUGACUGACGCGGGUUGAGGUUGGGUUUUGGGUUUGAAAUUUUCGGUUUUUGUUUUUGUUUUUUUUUUCUGGCCCCACUUACCCAAAAGUGGCUCGGCUUGGCCACAAAAUUCCCCUCCCUCACAGAACAGCGCCGGCGAUCCCUCACCGUCCGAUGGUGGCUCGGCGACGUGGCCCAUCAUCCCACCCUGUUAGUAUCUACUAACCACUUAACCCAUUAGCAGAAUAACGCUAUUGCAACGAAAGGGAUACACCCUGAAAAUCAACUACAAGAAAGAAAGCCCAAACAACCAGAACAUCAAAAAUGUAGAGAAAAGGUCCAGAAGCAUACAGAAGGGCAAAACUAUAUCAACAUGAACAGAAAGACGGGGGAACCCUUUUCAUGAGCCGAAAACAGAGGAUCCAGCAUCCAUUGUAAUCGCAUCAAAUGGAGUGAGACACAGAAGAGCUUCAGCUCGUCCAAACCCAGCUUUGACCAUGGUUAUUGAGCGAAGCAACACCAUAUGCCGCCUUCUGAGGGUAGUUCAAAGACACCCAUCACAGUGAAUCGCCAACGAGGGAUUGCGCGGCGGUGGACAGGACUGGGAUUGGAUUGCUCAGAGCUGAAAAAACGGCAAAUGGGACUGGAGCGGAGAGAACCAUGAAACAACAGUGAAGAGAUUCAUCUAAGGGUUGAGCCGACCAGAAGAAAAGAGCCAUACACAAAAGAAAGGAGAAAAGAGCAAAACCGACUAGAAGAAACGAUUUGAAGAGACAAACGCCAACAAAGAAAACCCAAACAAACCCAAAUGGAAAUCGGUACGGUAUUGGUAUGCCAAUAUAAAAUUCUAAAAUCUCGAAUAUAGAUCCUAAAGUCAAUUCCAAUCUCAAUCCCUAAAUAAUUUCGGUAUCCCAUUCCCAUUGCCUAAAUAUUUCGGUAUCCCAAUCGAUACUUCGAUAUCCCAAUCGGUAUUAUCGAAUAUGAAAUUAAUUAUCUUUACAAUUAAUAAUUACAUAUAUAAAUUAGAUUUGAUUAUUUAAUUUAGGACAAAGAGGGGAUGAGAUUAGGUGCUAAUCCUUAUAGGGGUUAGCACCGUGAUAACUAGCAAAAAACGCUACUAAAAAUAACGAAAUCACUACGGAUUAUUAUAAAAUCAAUACAACAUCUAAGCUAAA